CACCACCAAACGACGCCUCCCCUCGCCUUCGCCUCCCUGCCCUUUCCCUCUCCCCGUCCCCCCAGCCGACCUCAACACCCCGCUCGAUCGCCGCGGGAAGACACCGCGUGGUGGUGGAUCCGUCCCCUCUUCCCCCCUCCCCCCUUCUCACACCUUACCCCCUCACCCGCGUGCGCUUUGGUUCCUCCUCGCUUCUCCUCUCGCGUCGAAUCGCCGCCGCUGCCGCCGCCGCCACAAUCAUCCCGAGUAGCUGCCACGGGAUCCGCGUUUAGGGCUUCGCCGCCUCGUCCCUCCCGUUGUGGAUUAGAAUAAUUUCCGCGGAAUUGGUUGAUUCGCGGGUCUCGAUCUAACUUUUAGGUUUCCUUUCUUUGCCUUGCUUUCCUUCUCUGAUCCCGUCUCGAAUUCGAUCUCCGUGGUGGUGGCGAGGUUAAAAGAUUCCCCUUUCUUGGCUAGUGCCCACCGUUCUUCGUUUCCGAUUUGGUUUUAGGGUUCCUUUCGAAUAGAUAGACGUUCUUGAUACAUGCCAAAAAAACUAAGAGACUUCCUUUUUCCCCUUCAUCUGGGUGGAUCCUUCUUUCCUGACUGAAGUGCGCCCGUGAACAAUUGCUGGAAUUCUUAGAUCUUGUCGUGGCUGCUGUACCAGGGCAUCGAGGUACCCGUACUUCUGAAAUCUUUGUUCAAGCGGUCGUGUCGGCGAUGUCUUUAGGGCUUCUUCAUUUGGUUUUGUCCCGAUUGAUUCCGCUCCCUUGGUGAUCCGACUCGAAGAGCGAUCUUUUCCUAUUUAUCUCCUCGUUUGUUAUUCAGAUACGGUUCAUCUAUGCCUGGAGAUUAGGGUUCUUGAUUAUUGCUGUACUGAAGAUCUUUAGUCAUCCUCCUGUCUUUGCGUCUUAUCUUGUCAACUAUUUCCUUGAAGCUCUUCUAGAACCGUUCAUAAAACCGGAUAGUUUCGUAGUUUCACAUCUGAGAUCGUGCGAUGGGUAGUUCUGAUCAAGAGUUUAGCACACCUCCGCCUGCUUCAAGACAGUUUGGUAUAACAAAGCCGAUCUCAACAGCUGGACCUACUGAGACUGAUCUCAAGAGGACAAUUGAGCUUGAAGAAUUCCUGGUUGAUGCCGGGCUCCACGAGAUCAGUGAAGAAGCUACCAAGAGAGAGGAGGUUUUAGGAGAAAUAGAUAAGAUUGUCAAAAGCUGGGUGAAGCAGUUAACACGUCAAAGGGGUUACUCCGAUCAAAUGGUUGAAGAGGCGAAUGCUGUCAUUUUUACAUUUGGUUCUUAUCGCUUGGGGGUUCAUGGGCCUGGGGCUGACAUUGAUACUUUAUGCGUUGGACCUUCCUACGUUAACCGAGAGGAGGACUUUUUCAUUAUCUUGCAUGACAUUUUGGCUGAAAAGGAGGAAGUUUCUGAACUUCAGCCAGUGCCUGAUGCUCAUGUUCCUGUUAUGAAAUUUAAAUUUCAUGGAAUAUCUAUUGAUCUCCUAUAUGCCAGUAUAUCACGGUUGGUUGUUCCUCAGGAUCUGGACAUCUCCCAUGGAUCUGUGCUUUACGAUGUUGAUGAGGCAACUGUUAGAAGUCUUAAUGGCUGCAGGGUAGCAGACCAAAUUCUUCGGCUGGUGCCAAAUAUUGAGAAUUUUAGAACAGCUCUCAGAUGCUUGAAGUUUUGGGCUAAGAGGCGUGGAGUUUAUUCAAAUGUGACUGGAUUUCUUGGGGGUGUUAAUUGGGCUCUAUUGGUUGCUCGUGUCUGCCAGCUUUAUCCUAACGCUGUGCCGAGUAUGCUAGUUUCUCGAUUCUUCAGAGUUUAUACACAAUGGCGCUGGCCAAAUCCAGUAAUGUUGUGUGCUAUUGAGGAAGAUGAACUUGGGUUCCCUGUGUGGGAUCCACGUAAGAACCCACGAGAUCGAACUCAUCAUAUGCCUAUUAUUACUCCGGCAUAUCCAUGCAUGAAUUCUAGCUAUAAUGUAUCAACAAGCACACUGAGAGUCAUGAUGGAACAAUUUCAAAUUGGGAACAAGAUCUGUGAAGAUAUUGAGUUGAACAAGGCAGGUUGGGGGGCUCUGUUUGAGCCCUAUCUUUUCUUUGAGACAUACAAAAAUUAUCUUCAGGUUGACAUUGUCGCUGUUGAUGCUGAGGAUCUACGGUUAUGGAAGGGAUGGGUUGAAUCUCGGUUGAGGCAGUUGACUCUGAAGAUAGAACGGGACACUUAUGGCAUGCUGCAGUGCCAUCCCUACCCCAAUGAGUAUGAGGAUCCCUCAAAGCAGUGUUCGCAUUGUGCUUUCUUUAUGGGCUUGCAAAGGAAACAAGGUGUGAAGAUACAAGAAGGCCAACAGUUUGAUAUACGUGGAACUGUUGAUGAGUUCAGGCAUGAAGUGAACAUGUAUAUGUUCUGGAAACCUGGGAUGGAAUUAUAUGUUUCUCAUGUCCGUAGAAAGCAAAUACCCUCUUAUGUGUUUCCAGAGGGUUACAAGAGGCCUCGUCCAUCAAGGCUCAUCUGCCAGCAGCUGGUUGAUAAAACUUCUGGUGAGGAUAUAGGGGAGGAAUGUGAAGGGGGAUCCUCAGAGCGUCGUCUUAAGCGGAAAGGUGAUGCUGAUUGCUCAGGUGCUAGACCAAAUAAACCUGAGAAACGGGCUUCAAUUAGCCCUACUCAUGAGAAACUUCCAACUACUGAUCAACAAGAUCAUGAAGAGGUGAUAUUCAAUGAUUCAGUGGAUGUUAGAGCUAAUAGUCUGAAGGACUUGAUGGCAGUUAAGGGCAUAGAGGAUUGUGUGGAAGCAUCUUGUGGAAACGACAAAGAUGAGAACGCUAGGAAGCUUGCAAAUGGGUCCUCAUUUUUGGAGUGUGGCGAAGCUUCGGCAGGAGACUUGUUUUGUAAUUCAGAGAUGAUAAAGGUGGAUCUGGAGCAGUUUGCUGGAAGUAAUUGUACCAUUGUGGGUGGCAGCCAAGAACUAGUUGACGAUGACAAACAAGGGACCAGCCCAGAGACGGAACAUUUGAAGAAUGGAUCAGCACAAAAUGGUGUGGCUGAUGUGUCGGAGCCAAACCUGGCACUUGGAGUGGCCCUCGAAGCUCAUGGAAGUGUGACUGCUGAUGCUCCGCAGAAGCCUGCUUUAAGGUUGAGUCUGACUUCAACAGCAUAAACUUUUGUGGUUGGUCAGUCAAAUUAUGUAAUGGAAGCGGCAAGUGAAGUCACCAUCUUAAUUGCCAUUUUGUAAAGCCUGAUCUGCACUUGGUGGGGUAAGUUUUACUGGACUCAUCGCAGUUGAUGUUAUGCAUGCUAACUGUUGUCACAAAGAGGGCAGCCUGCAAGGGAGGAGCAGUUGAAGCGAGCUUCUGUAACGAACUUCGCCGAGGUGUUUAUACUGUAGUCUUAUGUUUGAUCCACGAGAUGAUUUGAGCUUCAAAACUCUUCUCGAUGGAAAAUUAUUCAGAUUUCAGGCUCUAUGACAAGCCAUGGCAAUGCCUGCUGUCUGGAAUGGUGUAAUUUAAGUUUCUUAAGUGCCAGACCCUGGACCAAGGUUCUAUAUCUAGGUUUUAGAUCAAGUUAGCCUUUCAAUUUUAUUCUGUUUAUUUUAGAAGAACCCUGUGCACUUGGUCACCUUGUAAAAUAAUAGUUUCUUCUUGUAUGAGUUUAUUCUGUAUCACUACUUUCCCGUCGUUAGUAAGAUUACGUCAUUAGCUCUCA
Molecule: messenger RNA, 3675 nt
Organism: Musa acuminata AAA Group (dessert banana)
Lineage: Eukaryota; Viridiplantae; Streptophyta; Magnoliopsida; Zingiberales; Musaceae
Product: nuclear poly(A) polymerase 4
Exons: 13
Coding region: 974-3130 (718 amino acids)
Cellular component (GO): nucleus
Molecular function (GO): poly(A) RNA polymerase activity; RNA binding
Source: RefSeq, a predicted model, not a curated record